Molecule: messenger RNA, 2312 nt
Organism: Zingiber officinale
Lineage: Eukaryota; Viridiplantae; Streptophyta; Magnoliopsida; Zingiberales; Zingiberaceae
Product: pentatricopeptide repeat-containing protein DOT4, chloroplastic-like
Exons: 1
Coding region: 3-2003 (666 amino acids)
Biological process (GO): RNA modification
Molecular function (GO): protein binding; RNA binding
Source: RefSeq, a predicted model, not a curated record
ACAUGUUCAAGCGGCAAGCUCGUGUUGGAAUUGGAAAGGCAACGUCUGCUUCCGCUGCCAACUACCUGCAACAACUUCCUCGCCAUUUCCUUCUCCCGCGUAACCACCCUUCGUCCAAUGAACUUAACUGCUCGCCGGAGCCAACUACGCGCCAGUGGAACUACGAUCUCAAAGUCCAUAUCGAUGCCGGCGACUUCCGCGCCGCUCUCUCCCUCUUCUCCGCCAUGCGCCAUCAAGGCAGCGCUAACCUCGACCAUUACACGCUUCCCCUCCUCAACCGGACCACGGCGAAUCGGAUUGAGCUCGGAGAAGCCUUCCAUUCCCUCGCUAUCAGGAUUGGCCUCGCAGGUGAUGUCUAUUUCUGCAACACCAUGGUGGAGGCGUACGCUAGGAAUGGCCGAGUCCCCUCGGCCCGACGGCUGUUCGAAGAAAUGCCUCUUAGGGAUGUGGUAACUUGGACGUCCUUGUUAUCCGGUUAUGUUAGCGCGGGAGACUCUCCCGAGGCAUUCCACUUGUUCUGCCAAAUGCGAGGGGAUGGUCUUGAGGUGAAUCAAGUCACAAUGGCGGUCUUGCUUCGAGCAUGCUGUGGUUCCGAACACAAGGUCGCAGGGUGCCAACUACAAGCGUUUGCGACCAAGGCAGGCCUCCAAAGCCAUGACUUGGUUCAAAAUUCAAUUUUGAGCAUGUUCAGUAGAUUGGCUUGCUUCGAAGAGGUCAUGAAGCUCUUUGUCAGCAUCCGAAACAGGAGCAUUGCCUCUUGGAAUAUCCUCCUAUCAUCCUACUCUUUCAUGGGGGAUGUUUCCGGUGUAGUCGAGUGCUAUAGGAAGAUGAGACUAGAGGUGACUCCUAGCAAUGAGACUCUGACUUUGCUCAUCUCUGCAUUCGCCAAGUGCGAGCAUCUCCCUGGUGGAAGAGAGGUGCAUUGCAAUGCCAUAAAAACUGGACAGAUUGACUCAGUUCUGCGUGCCACUCUCGUCGAUUUCUAUAUUAAAUGUGGUGAACUGAAAUCAGCAGUCAUUUUGCAUGAUGAAUGCCAAUUGAAGAGCAGCACCAUAUGGAGCAUCAUGAUGUGGGGCCUUAUUCAGAAUGGUGAGUUCUUGGAAGCUGUCAACGUGUUUGAAAGAAUGCAAAAGUCUGUAAUUAAGCCUUGUAAGGAUGUUCUAAGGGCCUUAGUUGUCGCAUAUACUAACUUGGGAGCUUUGCUGUUGGGUAGAGGACUUCAUGGGUACAUGACAAGGAAUUGUUGCGAAGCUACCUUAGGUGAUACACUUCUUCAGACCUCUUUGGUUAACAUUUAUGCAAAGUGUGGAAGCAUUCUCUCAGCACGCAAGUGUUUCGAUAAAAUAGUCAUAAAAGAUACCAUAGCAUGGACUUCAAUGCUGGAAGGAUAUGCUAUUCAUGGACUUGGCUUAGAGGCUUUGGAGUUAUUCUACCAGAUGCAAAAGGAAGGUAUCAGGCCAAACAGCAUCACCUUUCUAAUUUUGUUGUCUGCCUGCAGCCAUUCGGGGCUUGUAAGAGAAGGUUGUGCGCUGUUCAACUGCAUGGAGAACGAAUUCGGAAUUGAGCCCAACGUAAGCCAUUAUACCUGCUUGGUCGACUUGCUUGGCCGAUCUGGGAAGCUUCACGAAGCGCUUGACGUGAUAAACAAUAUGAGUGUUGAGCCUGAUGCUAGAAUUUGGGGUGCACUUCUUGCAUCUUGCAGGACACAGUCAGAUGUUGUUCUUGGGGACUUUGCAGCUAAGAAAGUAUUUGAACUAGAACCGGAUAAUGUGGGCUAUCAGGUUGUGUUGAGCAAUAUCUUUGCAAGUGAUGGGAUGUGGGAAGAAACUGAAUCAUCAAGGAAUCCGAAGGGUGAAAACAAUUUCAGAAAGAAACCAGGCUGGAGCAGCAUUCAAGUAAAAUGUGGCUUGACUAUGUUUGUUUCAUGGGACAAAUCACAUUCUCAGUUAAACAAAAUCUAUGAGAUCAUUGAAGUUUUGAGGAGACACAGUGAAGAACUAUGAGAGUCAGUUGGCAUUCUAUAACUUCAUUUUAUUUAUGAGGAGAUCUCAAGGAGUUAAAAAAGAUAUAAGUCUUUCUUUUGGAUCGAGCUAAGCAUGCCUACUAUUUUGAUGGCACGAGAUGUUUCUGAUGCAAGGAACUCAGAACAAAGACGAUUAUAUUGUUUGUCAAGCAGCUAAAAUGAUGUCGAUGCGAGAAGGGAACACAUUGUUCUUGUGCAAGUGCAAUAAAGUCACACUAUUCCACUAAAUUAACUUGCGCAAUUACUGUAACAUAAUACUAUGUUUUAGCAAAAAUAUGAUUUUAUUGUC